Molecule: messenger RNA, 3975 nt
Organism: Pomacea canaliculata
Lineage: Eukaryota; Metazoa; Mollusca; Gastropoda; Architaenioglossa; Ampullariidae
Exons: 10
Coding region: 322-1857 (511 amino acids)
Source: RefSeq, a predicted model, not a curated record
GCCACAGGUCACCAAUCACUGGUCAGGAGUCAGAUUGACCAGGAAACUCAUCAUCUCUACGUUCUGUGGUAGAAGUAGUUCGACUUGUUCGCGAGUGAUUUGAAUGCUCCAUUACAUUAACACAACCUGAGAUACAGAGAGGCUUAGUGUAGGCGAGUGCACCAAACACUUUAAAGUAAAGCCUUUCGGACAAAUGUUUGAAUUUACUUCUCUUGUGUUUUUAUAUUUUGUGACCCACAACAUCACUCGUGACCAUAUACAGUGAUUAUACAACGAACGGGUCUGUGAACAAAGUGACACGUGUGACACACAGAUGUAAGAAUGGACGUGUCUGAUAGACGUACUAUUAAAAGGAUGCUGGUGUGUUGUGUGUGGACAAGCUGUAGUUUUCUUCUUCUGACUGGUGCAUGGAUGAUAGAAGGCGUAAAAUUUGAACAGUGCGGAGCUGAUGGUAUUGUGGAAAUAGUUGCUGGUCAAAAUACCUCGUUGACCUGCAAUGCGGAGGGGACAGUCAUGUGGAGACUUAUCUGGUUACAUAACCAAACUUUACAUAUAGCAAACUGCACUGAAGGUGUUUGUGGAAAUACUAUUUUGGGGGAUUUCAAUAAAUUAUUUCAGGUACAGGCUCGAGGCGCCAAUGACAGCAUUAUUACAAUUAAUACUGAGAAACUCACAAAGCUCUAUGACAGGGGGGUGUCUAUUAACAGUAGUCUGGUGUGCUCUCUUAUGUCAGCAAAACAUACCGUGACUACAGCAGCUCGCUGUGAACUCAACUACGUGCAUCCACCAGAAGAAGUGUCAUGUGAGGCAGACUAUACCUUAGGGUUUGUCAACGUGUCUUGUGUCAUUGGCAAAGUCUAUUCCUCACGUAGAAUUUACAAGUGUCGUCUGUUCCAACGUAAGAAUGAAUCAUCUGCCAGCUUGCAGACAGUAGAAAUGGAGACUUCACCGACCAGUGAGAAGACCAUCAAGAGUGAAGUGAAGGUGUCGGGUUCCUGUCAGUUCAACACAACUCUCCCUCCAGAGGAAGGAUGCUAUGAUCUUUUCGUCUCUGUCUCACCUACCGGGAGGAACUACUCUGUGAAUUUUACAUCCGACGGCUGUUAUUCGACUACUGACCAACCCAGCAUUUCGUCUCAGCAACCUGUCAUUGAGUCAGUGGAGGCAGCUAGUGUCAUAGUGCCUGCAAGUGUUUCUGGUCUCAUCGUCCUCAUCUUCGUCCUUAUCAUCGUUGGCCAUGUGAUUAGAAAGAAAAGAAUAGGCUGCUGGAGGACGAAAAACCACAUCAAGAAGCAUGAGGACUCUAUUGACAGUGGUGUGAAGAUGCAGCACCACUACGCUCUAGGUUCCGAACAAGAACGCAAAGGCAACAAGCAGAACCUGCCGGCUUUGCAAAAUUAUGAAGAUCCUCGGGAUUUAGUGUCAUUUAGGACUAAGCUGACGAUGGCAGAGAUGAACGACAAAGAUGUACGACUACAGGAAGAUGAGAGUCAACUGUAUGAUGUCUUAGAUUACACAAAGCAGAAAUCACGGGGAAAUGGCCGUCAAAACCAGGUCUGGAGAAUCGAGAAGAACAAAGAAAAGAAGCAAGAUCCAAAAAGGUUCGAGAACUGUGAGUACGUGACCCUAGGUCAGUUGCCGUGGAAACGACAAGCUGCUUCGUGCACCCAGGCUGCUGCAAGUUCCGAGACAUCCUGUGCACGUGUACAAAACGUCACCGACAGGAUGGAGAUACCCGGAUCACCAUCCGUCCACUCAAGCCGUGGUCACGCACGUGCAGCAGCUCGAGCGGAUGACAAAAUAGAGUACAGCCUAGCGACAAGCUUUCCCCCAGAUCCACUUCCUCCGCCCCAAUGACCCUCCAGAAAGACAAGAGUCGUGAGAAAGUCGGGAUGUGUGACAAUGAGUUUGAAAAUGAUUUCGCUAGCGCCUUGUUCCUCAUGCCCUAAUUAGCACCUCAGUGGGUUGUCAAAGAUGUCAUUUGCAUGUUUUUAUUUGAAGUUUAUCUCUCAGUUAUGUUUGCCGACAGCAAUAUAUGAAUAUGUGAAACAUUUAAGUCCCUGGUGCAAAUAAAUUCUUAUUGUUAAAUUUUCAUGUCCAUCUAUAUGUAGAUGUAAAUAUUGUUACAGUUGUGUGCUUAUGAUUUAUAAUUAUUUAUGUUGUUGUUAUUAUUAUUAUUUAAAAACGUGAUUUUUAUAUCGCAUACCCACUAUCGUCAGGAGCGCUUGAGACAAGAACGAGACAAUGACAACAUACGAAAAAAUGAAAGGAUGAACAGCAGUAUUGGUGACUAAAAAAAGAGAGAACAUAAAAAGAGUAAAGAGGUAACAAAAACUGAUAGUGCUGCGAUUAACUAGAGGAAGGCGUGUAGGGAAGUAGCAAUAAACGGAAAAAGAGGGGGUCAAAAAAAGGAUCAUCAUUGUAUGGACUGCUUUUAGGAGUAAUUCGCAAGGAAGAAAUUAGUUUUCGGUGCAAAUUUGAAAGAUUCAAUGGUGGAUUGAUAGUAGAUAUCGAAGGGGAGAGAGUUCCAUUAUUUUAGGUGCACAGUUACCAAACAUCCUGUGACCAUAUGUUGUUUUGGUGACAGGAAUAGUGAAGAUACGGACAUGAGAUGAAGAGUGAAGUUGAUGUGGUCUAUGUCCAGUUGUGUACACUUUUUUUUUACAAAAUGUUUUCUACUUGUUAUUGAAGCUUCUGACAUAACCAUCCAGCACAACAAGUCACUGUCAAGCAUAAGUUCUAGAAUACUCUUCACGUUUGCUUAUGUAAUAAAUCUGUUUUUGUAUUUCAGUGAUAUAAAAACUUAAUAAACUGCAAAAUAUUGCUAAAACAAUGUACAGAAAUAUUUUGUCAUGUUUUAGAUUAAAACACACUAUUGUUUAUUUUCUUUGUACUACUCAUUUAUACUUUGUGAACUGUUACAACUUGAUUAAAUGAAGUAAGUCAUUUUAAUAUAAUUAAAAAUAUUAUUCAUCUCUUGUAUGAAAGUUUUACUGGGUAGUUUUGGCUUUGAAACUAUGCUGAGAAAAUGUCUGGUCUCAAAGGAAACAGGAUCUAAUUAAUAUAAUUAAGAGGAGUGUGUAAAUGGGAGCAGUGGUAUGCUCUAGUUAUAUGUAAGACACGUGCAAAUUUUCUUGAACUGUCGGUUUCUCUGCUUUUCAAAAUCGUAUUCUAAAGAAUAAAGACAACAUCUAUGAAGUUGCGCAAAUAUUGAGUUCGAAACCUCCAUGUGGAUUAAGUCAGUCUACUAUGUGUCACGUUCUCUAAUUUUGUUUAAAAAUUCUGACCCUUUAUCUCUGGACAGAGUUUCACUGACCCAUGACCAGCUAUGUGAAUUUUUUCAAAACAAAACUUUCUCACCUUUCAACAGAUGUUAGUUUUCCCUCGUGAGGAUGAACUGGGAAGUGGAGGACUAUCUGUGUCAUUAUUUCGAUUACAUGUUCCUUAAUUUGUUAAUUUGUUUGUGUCAGAUUGUUCCCACAGAAAUGGGGAUUGGUGAAACUGUGUCCACUUCCCUGACGCCAUAAUCCUGGUCUAGUGUCUAGACUAUCAUGUUUUAUUGUAAAAUUAGAUGAGGUAUAAAAUGGGGCUUUACACAAUCAGAAGGCGUUUUGAAAGUUGGUUUGAUUUCCGACCAGCGGAACACUUUUAAGCCCACCCGAAUCUUAAGUCGACAGAAGAUAUCGCUGGCAAGCAUGUCAUCUACCCGUCCUGCUCACAGCCAUUCAGGUCCAACAAGGCUUGGGGCUUGUUAGCUGCUGUAUCCCUUAACUUCCCAAGACAGCCAGUGGAUGUCAAGUGGAAAUCAAACUGAUAUCAUACGUCUGAUUUAGUUAUUAUGCAAAUUUUUCGUUGUAUUUAAGUUUACAAUAUAACAUUGACAAAGAUACACCUUUUCUUCUUGAGAAACAUAAUCCUUGAAUAAUUGACAUUUUCUGCUUAUGAAGAAAUUGUCAAAAACUGAGCCGCGCAAUU